AUGGACGGCGGCAGCAGCAGCGACGGGGCGUUCACUACGUACUGGCAAGAGUCGAACUCCUCCGCCGCACAUCUCGAGCAUAUCAGCAACGCCCUCAACGCGACUCUCGACCCGCGAAUCUCGAACGACGUGCGACAACAAGCACUACAACACCUCGAAGCCGUCAAGAACCAACCUGACGCGCCCCAGUCGGGCUUUACGCUCGCAGAUGACUGGAAGCAGAACGAUGCGGUAAGGUACUAUGGCUUGCAACUUCUUGAGUUCGCCGUGCGCUACAAAUGGAAUGACUACACCUACGAUCAGACCGUGCAGCUACGAACAUGGGUCAAGUGUCUGGCUGGCAGCCUGCGAGAGCAAGAUGCGACUUUUAUCCGAAACAAAAUCGGGCAGCUGUGGGUUGAAGUAGCUAAGAGAUGCUGGGGAGGCGACGACUGGUCAGACAUGGACACUCUACUUGUGAAUCUCUGGGACAAGCCAAUGGAUCAAAAGGGCGUCGUCAACAAUCUUCUGGUUCUGGGCAUCCUGGAGGCACUGAGUGAGGACAUUAUCAACAACGAGGAUGCUGUGGCCGGUCUCCGCAUGGAUGUGCUCGGCCAUGCGCUCAACGAGAUCAUGAUUCCAGAAGGUCUCUAUGUCCAACAUGCACAGACAAGAGGAAACGUACAAGAAGUGCGAUACGGAAGCGAAGGCUGGCUCAACCGCGUAUGCGUGUUCUUCGCCAUGUGCGUCAAGGAAGCAAGAAUGGACGGGCAUCCAGAGCUCGUGAGAAGCAUGGAGACAUGUGCGAUCAAGGCACUGAACGCGCUAAGACCGACGGUGACAUGGAUCAGCUUGAAAGCUGCAGAAGAAGUCAACUGCAUUGAUUGCCUCUAUCUUCCAUUCCAUACAAGCAACGUGGCACUGCAGACCGCGGCAGUGGAAGUGCUGUAUGCGCUGAUCGGUCGUCAGUACAACCCGCACUUCAACGACGUGUGGAAGUCGCUACUACGUCAGGCACUCCGGCCAGACCGUGUUGCCAUGAUCCGGCAAGCCUUUGAGCGGACCCAAGCUGGUCCCGGCGAAGACGAGGAGAAGUACACGCUGCAAAAGAAGAUGUCGGAAGUCCUUUCAGUGCUUGCUGAUUCAUUAUCGCAACAUCCUAAGCUUGCAGAUGGUACAGUUGAUUUGCCUGCUUUCUUCGACCUACUUCUCUUAGUCACCCAGCACAAGAGUCUUACAACAUCAAUUCCUGUCCUUCAUAGCUGGACCAAAUUGCUGAGUGUGCAAGAAGAGAGGAUCGUCGACCUUGUACUUGCAGCUCUUCCCACACUGUUGCAAAUCUCCAGUGAACGCCUUGUGCGCUAUGAGGCAUUGCCCGAAGAUCUCGAGGAUGAUAUCAUGCAGUAUCUUGCGGAAGAUUUCGACACAGUUCCAGAACGUCAUGCGUUCCUGGGUAAUUAUCGCCGCUAUUGCACUACUAUCAUUCAGUCCAUUGCGAGAUACCGCCCAAUUGAAGCCGUGUCCAUUGUGCUACAAGACAUGCGCUCGAUGCUCGAGAAUGGACCCUACACAGGCGCUCGCGGGUUCGACAGCACGAAUUACACCAAGGCUUCAGUUCCAGUCCUGAAAUUCGACGCCCAAUACAACGUGGUCUCCGGAGCUCUAAAGGGAUAUUCGGCCUGGAUGUCAGAUGUACGCGACGUUGUGCCAGAGCAAGAACUGUACGCGAAAGUGCAGACGGACCAGCAAGAAGCCGCCGAAGCACUACAGCAAUGGUGCUACGGCAUGAUGAGCGUUCAUACCGAUGAUCCUGGUGUCGCUGAGCAGGUCUUGCAAACGUUCGUACUCGUGCUGCGAACAUUAAAGUCACCCACCAGCAACUUCGUGCUCAGCAUGGUACAACACAUCCUCACCAUGCGACUGUACGAUCAGCCUGCUCACACAUCCUACUCAGACUCGAUCAAGGCAUUUGAAGCGUUGCGCGUGUUUGAGUUGCAGAAAGUCGCGUUGGCCUUCCCGAACGCGCUGCUUGAAGUUUACAAUGAGCUAGAGCCUCGCGUGAACGUCCUUGCUCAGAAGCAUGCAGAUGACCCGCGCUUACUCUGGGGCUAUAAAGCAUUUUUGUUCAUGAUCCUUCAUCGAGCAAGCGGCAUUGACAACGACACGAGAAUGAGCAAGCUCCAAGAGAUGCUGCAACCCACCUACGAGGCGUGGGCAAAGCCCGGAUUAACCGGUCAAGUCAACAGCCUGCAAAGCUUUUGUGACACUGUGGGUAUGAACAACUUGCCAGAAUUCUACAGGGCGGAAGGCUUUGAUCGCAUUCAGGAAUGGUCUGCCCAGGAGCUUGACGAGGCUGGCAAAGCGCUGCAAUGGGAGAUCAAGGAGAAGGCAGACCACUUGCCAUUGCGCAUGACCAAAUCGAUGCUCUCUGCUACUACGGAAAAGCUUAGGAGCGCGACAGACGAGUACGACAAUGCAAGUGCGCUCUGGGGCGGCCUUAUCCCGGUGAUACUUCCGAAUCUGCUACAGAUGAUCCGUCAUGCAGUCGCGUUUCACAACCUGGCCAAUUGGUCUCAUUUGCCCGAUGAGCUUCAGAUGGUAGUAAGAAGAACACUGCAGGAUCGAUUCUGGCAGUCAGGUAUUUCGAACGAGAGCAAGGAGGAGUUCUACGCUCGAAUCUCAGGCUCCAAAACAUCGUAUGAAGGCUUCGCCAGUACUAUCCGAGGCACUGUACGCAAUGUCAGAGAGCAAGGAUACCACCUCCUGUACCUCAUGACCAAGUUCGAUGAGCAAUUCUACGGCCUUCCGCAGCUCGCUGAGCCACUGGCUGAUGCUCUCUUUGCCGAUGCAGGCAGCUUGAGUGCCAACCACUUGCAUCCGAUCAUCAACCUGACCACAGGCUUGGUGCAACGCUGUCCGCCGCAUUACCGCACUCAAUUUCUUCCGCCUAUCCUGCAGCAGCUCUUCAUCAAGCUUGAUGCCAAGAUCAGUGCGGAAUGGGAAUCUAUAGGUGCGGCAGCGGAUCGUAGCCAACAGGAAAUGGACGAGUUGAGUGAUGAGAUGCGCACAGAAAGCGUUCUGCGACAACUGACGUACGCAAUGGUCUCUUUUGUGCCCUUCCUUCUAGAAUACGAUCGGCAAGCUGGGGUUCCUCAUACUAAUGGGAACGGCGCGCAUUCCCCUGCGAAAACCUCGCUGAGCGAUCUUGUCCUCUCUGACGCAUCUGUCUUGGAGCCAUUGAUGCUCUUCUGCACGCACGCUCUUCGCAUGAGAGAUUCGCGCUGCUGUUCCACCAUCUGCAAAGUCUUCCGCGGCAUUGUGCCAAUGUUCGCCACUACCACUGGAACCGCCACCAUCUCCGCCGAAACAGCCCACCAAGUGCGCGAGUUCAUCUCCGACGAGGUCCUCAAAGCGUGCAUCACGUCCCUGAACGAACCCUACUUCGCCGAUCUCCAAAAGGAUCUCGCGGCUCUGAUCUCCCAGAUCAUCCUCCUCUACAGUUCCAAGACCACUACUCCGCGCUCAAUUCUCCUCAGCCUGCCAGACAUGCCCGAAGUCAAAGUAGACAAGGCCAUCCAUCGCGUCUGCAAGACACAGAAUGAGCGUCAGCAGAGAGCUUUGGUCUUGGAAUUGCUGGAGGGUGUGAGAGGUGUGAGUAUCUACGAGCAAGGCAAGGUGAACAGAGGAAAAGCUGCAGGUGGUGCGCCUAAGAAGAAGAUGGCGACUCAGAUGCAGUAUAUGGAAGUUGAGCAGCGGCCACAGAUCGCUCAAGGAGAGGAAGAAGGACUGGAGAGCGUGGCGGGAUUGUUUGGAGGCGAAUAG
Molecule: messenger RNA, 3801 nt
Organism: Lecanosticta acicola
Lineage: Eukaryota; Fungi; Ascomycota; Dothideomycetes; Mycosphaerellales; Mycosphaerellaceae
Source: the annotation of a GenBank genome assembly